CCGCCAUUGCUAUCUCUCGCUCACUUUCUCCCUUUCUCCUCUCCCGACUUCUGAUUCCCUGUGACGAUCGUAUCCUAUCACGGCAAAUUCGAUCGUCGGUCUGUUUUCGUAGUGGCUUUGUUCAUCUAGUGUCAGAAUGACAUUACUUGUAUAGCUUGCUCUUCAGUCGGAACCAAAAUUUAGAAACAUGGGUGGGAUUUGUUCAAGGAAGAGAGACCAAGAUGUUCUUGGGGGUGGUAGUGCCAGCAGAGUUUCAGGGAGGUAUGGUAAAAGUGGGAGUUCGAAAUGGCUUCGCAACUCAUUUGGUCAUGUUGCCGUUGCUGACUGCCAACCAGGAGGAAAUUGUCCCUCUUUGAUGGAACUAUGCAUACAACAGAUAUGCAAGGACAUUGAAAGAUAUAAGUCCUUUUCUGUUCUUCCAAGGGAUAUAAGCCAGCAAAUAUUUAAUGAGUUGGUGUUGACUCAUAGUCUCAAUGACGAUUCUCUUGUAGCAUUUCUCGAUUGCGCUCUGCAGGAUGUUCAUUUAGGUGACUGUCCAGGGGUGAAGGAUAGUUGGAUGGAUGUAAUAUCUUCACAAGGAUCAUCUCUACUUUCCUUGGACCUUUCCUAUUCGGAAGUCACAGAUGCUGCAUUGGUUGGUCUGAAAGAUUGUUCAAACCUUCAGGAAAUGACUCUAAAUUAUUGUGAAAGUAUUACUGAGCAUGGCCUGGAACACAUAAGUGGCCUUAACAGCUUAACUUCUUUGAGUUUCAAAAGGAGUAAUGCUAUUACUGCUGAAGGGAUGCAAGCCUUCUCCAACUUGGUUAAUUUAGAGAAGUUGGACCUGGAGAGAUGCUCCCAGAUUCAUGGUGGACUUGUUCAUCUAAAAGGAUUAACAAAACUGGAGUCUCUUAAUGUUAGGUGCUGUAAAUGCAUUACAGAUCUGGACAUGAAAGCUCUCACUGGUCUCGCUAAUCUGAAGGAACUGCAAAUAUCCAAUUGUAACAUAACGGAUUUUGGAGUUUCCUUAUUAAGAGGUUUGGAGAAGAUUAUCAUGCUGAACUUGGAAGGUUGUAAUGUGACAACUGAAUGUUUGGAUUCACUUGCAGCUCUUGUAAACCUUGCAUACUUAAAUUUAAGCAGAUGUGGGCUAUCAGAUGAGGGAUGUGAGAAGUUUUCUGAGCUGAAGAAGCUGAAGGUUUUGAGUUUGGCAUUCAACAACAUUACAGAUGCCGUUUUGGUCCAUCUAAAAGGCUUAAAGAACUUAGAGAGCUUAAACCUGGAUUCUUGUAAGAUUGGUAACGAGGGGCUGGCUAACUUGUCUGGACUUCCCCUCAAAAGCAUGGAGUUGUCUGAUACUGAAGUUGGCAGCAGUGGUCUUCGUCAUCUUUCAGGUUUGAAUCAACUGGAGAGCUUAAAUCUGUCUUUCACCUUGGUCACCGACGGUGGUCUAAGGAGAUUAUCUGGGUUGACUUCUCUUAGAUCACUCAACCUGGAUGCUCGCCAGAUUACAGACACUGGUCUUGCCGCUCUUACAGGUAAAGCAUUUAUUCUACUGGCUUUAAUGUGCUUUAUGAUACACCACUGCUCCAUUAUGCCUUUAUGGUGCAGGUUUGACCGGUCUGACCCAUCUGGACCUAUUUGGAGCUCGAAUUUCAGAUGCUGGAACAAAUUAUUUGCGACGUAUUUCUCAUUCAUGCUUGUAGACUUCAAGAAUCUUCAAUCCCUGGAAAUAUGUGGUGGUGGCAUAACAGAUGCUGGGGUAAAGAACAUCAAAGAACUUUCUCACCUAACCGUGCUGAACUUGUCACAGAACAGCAACCUGACAGACAAAACCUUAGAGUUGAUCUCUGGGUUGGAGGGUUUAGUGUCGCUGAAUAUUUCAAAUUCUCUGAUAACCAACAAGGGUCUGCAGCAUUUGAAGCCAUUGAAGAAUUUACACUCCCUAACCUUGGAGUCCUGUAAGGUGACUGCCUCCGAGAUAAGGAAGCUGCAGGUAACUGCACUCCCCAAUCUGGUAAGCUUUCGACCGGAGUGAAGAAGCGGGAUGUGUACCCUCAUAGCGAAAGGGGAAGGAACUACUUGUAAAUAUAGCUUGGUGAUGCUCUCAGCUGAUGGUGUUAUCCCACGUACAGUCUCUUAAUAAGUAUACCUACCGCCUCAUCUGGCCGAAGGGAAGUUUGAAGGCUAGCAAUAGGAAGCAAGCCAUGCAGAAAGAAAGCCGUCAAAGUAUGUAAAUAUAUUGGCUUUUCUCUGCUUGCUCGAACCAUCAAAUGAAAGUUGUGCAUACAUAGCAGUUUUAUCAAGUGGCAUGAAAAUGUUUGCCCUAGUUUCUGUGAUUAUCAGAACAUGGUCGGAGCAGAAUGGAACAAUAUAACAUCAACCUGCAGAAAGCACAGCUCGAGAACCUUCAUUCCUAUGACAUUCAGU
Linum tenue is the source of this 2409-nucleotide messenger RNA. The record is from the annotation of a GenBank genome assembly. Lineage: Eukaryota; Viridiplantae; Streptophyta; Magnoliopsida; Malpighiales; Linaceae.